CAUCUUAAGCACUCAUAACUCAUAAAGGCAUCAGGCAUUUCAAACUAAGUACUGCAAUAUUUGAGACAUUAACUUUAAACCAUGUCAGGAAUUGCGGUAGUCUUGUGCUUUCUUUUAUACUUAUUGAUAAUAACUAACUUGACAGUUUGUCAUACAGUUGUGAAACGAAAGGCCCCAGAAGGCCAGUUGUAUGUAUUCUCUGAAGUCAAAGGGUGCGUGUCAGUGGAAAGCGAAGAGCCUUGUCCACUAACAUGGCAGUUGAAUCCAUUUCUAGCCAAAGUUUACAGGCAACAAAGCGAGGUGAUGAACACAACGAUAAAGUUUCUCCAAAACAGCGCAGUAAAUGACAGGUGCAUACAGUUAUACAAAAAUACUAGUUGCUCUCAAUUGACACCACGUUGCUCGGCUGACGGCAUUCGAAACUACGAGGAUAAAAUGACGACAUGUCAGAGCCUUCACAAUUCCUGUCCAAAAAUUCGUGUAAACUGCCAUCGUCUUAAAACGGGCAAGUAUCCAAGCUUGCGGUGUUUAUCACCACCGACUUCUAUCAAGGGAGUCUGUUCUCCGCCAAAGUUUAAGAUGCCGGACGAGAUCCUAAAGAGUUACGAACAAAAAUCUGAGAACCUUGUCAGUGUUUUAAAUACAUUGGAGAAUUUGAAGUACAGCGACACUGGGAAAAAAGUGCUUUCAAGCAAAUGUCUAUCACAGUUAAAGGAUAUAAAUUGUUCCCCAAUCUACUGCUCAGCUAACGAAAGCCUGUUGUUGAUAAAACACGACCAAGACGAUUGCAAGAAUCUCGUCGACAAAUGCUUCAAAGAAUUUUUUUCCAAAGCUUCAAAUAGUAUAUUACCAGAUGAGCGCAGACAGGCAAAGGCGAUCAGAAAAAACUUUCUGUCGAAUUGCAAGACCUUCCCGCUCGCUGGGGCUGAGCUGGUGCCUGAACCAUCUGCAGGAAAUUGGCUGAACAGUGCUGGUCGUUCCAUUGCGUUGAUUGCUGCGUGUUUUCUCGUCAAAUCUUUUCUCUGAAGAUGAACUUGAAUUACAUUAUCAUAGCCAUAGGUCAGUGCAUAAGACGUUUCUGAGAUUAGUGAGAUAUGUGCAUAAUGUUAUGUGAUUUAGACCCUUGUAGCAUUAUAUUAUAUUAUUCAUAGAAUGAAAUAGUUUCUUGUUGUCAAUAUUAUAGAGACAACCUGUGCGAACAAACUGU
Messenger RNA from Dendronephthya gigantea, 1207 nucleotides. RefSeq lists its product as uncharacterized. NCBI's taxonomy places the organism in Eukaryota, Metazoa, Cnidaria, Anthozoa, Malacalcyonacea, Nephtheidae. The record is from RefSeq and is a predicted model, not a curated record. Bases 82 to 1026 code for a protein of 314 amino acids. The transcript is spliced from 3 exons.